AACAAGACAUAGACGUAUCAAUUACUUCAAGCAUCUUGAAGAUAAGAAAAGGACUAGAAAAAUGGGCAAUUUUCUUAGGAGAAGCAGCGCAGUGCACCCGGUUCUCGGCGGCGACGGAGUGCGAAGAGAAAACGUGGAGACCGGAGGGAAGAAUGGUUGUUUAAGGAUAAAAGUGAGGAUGAGAAGAGAUAAACUUGAAGAGCUUUUGUAUUUGGCUCGUCGUGGUGAUCAGUCUGACGGUGACGGUGGUAAUAUUGGUAUCUUGAUUCUUAAAGAAUGUAUGGAAGGUCGCUUACCGGCGAGGGUUCUUAGCUCCGAUGAAUAUGUUUCGCCUCAACCGUGUGAAACCUACUUGGUAUCGAGAAGAUUGAGUUCCAUCAAAGAGGAAUAAUUGAAUGAGUAUGUGCUUGUAGAAUAUGUACUGUCGUCUUGAUUGCCCUUUUUACACAAAAGAAAUAAUAGGUGUCUUGAUUCUUGAAUAUAAACAUAAGCCUAAAGUACUUGAAUUUUAGAUAAACGACAAUUAAUAACGUUUUUGAGAUUCUUGUUAUGUUAUAUAUGUUAGGCUAAAAAGGAAUAAGAGAGACCAUGUUGUGUCGCAUUUAACGAUACAUAUGCAGAUUUCUACAUUUUCCUUUCGACAAACUACAUAUAAGUUUGCAGCUAUAUGCACACAUUAGAAUGUUAAGAUCUAAAGUAAAAAAAAAAAAGAUGAAAGGAUACCCUACUAUAUAAGUAUCUUGAGUAAUAUCUAGUACUCAUUAUCAGUUACAAAAAAAAAAUAUCUAGUACUCAUUUUUUUUUCUUUUUUGAAUUAAUAUUACUCAUUUUUUACAUGAUAUCAUGCCUAGUAAAUUAAAAGUUGCAAAGUUCGUAGCGGAAACAACACUAAUAUAUAUAAAGUUAUACAAAACAAUUGUUGAAAUUUUGAGUUAGAAACUCAUAAUUAUGAUAAUCAGAAUUUUUAUUUACUCAGGAUAUGUCUUAUUUUUAUAUACAAUUUUAAAAGGGUCAAUUAGCUCAAUAUACAAACUGGGGAAGGAUAUUGCACAAGUGUGCAUUUUUUUUUAUUAAUUUGCGAACAUGAAGAUUCAUCAUCAUAAAAUGACCCUUAUGGCCUCGACAAGAUUUGACAAGCCUAUUUGGGUAGUCCUACUACCAGCUACUUGAGAAGAUAAGAGAUUCCUUUGGGUUUUGACGUAUGAUAGGUUCAAAAGCAAGUGGGUAGAUAGAUGGGUGUCAAUGUGUCAUAUAUCUCCACCACAUUUUAAACCGUUUAUUUUGCAUGUUGACCUAAACAUAAACAGAAAAAUUUCACGACACAAAAUAUCAACAUCUUAAAAUUUACUUGACAAUAAUUUGAAUAAAUAAACAAUACUUGAUUAAUUAUCAAUUUUUUUUUCACACUGAAAAUUAAUUUUUGUUACCAUAUCAAUGAGGAAUACAAGAUCGAGAGACAUACAGCAGGAGGAUAGAAGAAACUCAUCCCCUGAGUCUAAAAGCCCACAAAAGGGAGACUAGAAAGACAUGAAAAACAGAGCAUAACAAGCAAGCUCAUUCUAGAUAACCAAACAACUCUAAGAGACACAAAGACAGAGUCAAAAAGAAAUCAAUAAAUCAAAGAAC
This is a messenger RNA of Brassica rapa (field mustard), 1626 nucleotides long. RefSeq lists its product as uncharacterized. Lineage: Eukaryota; Viridiplantae; Streptophyta; Magnoliopsida; Brassicales; Brassicaceae. The record is from RefSeq and is a predicted model, not a curated record.